AUCUACCUUUAUUAAAGAAACGAAAGUAGGAAGUAAUCAUCAGUUCUUGCUUAUAAUUCGAUCAAAACCUAUCUUAAACUGUGAUUGGAUACCAGAAAAGUAGGUAUUUUGUGUACCUCAAUCUAGUAUUGCUGUUCUGUUUUAAGAUGGCAACAUUCCUGUCACAAGAAGAUAUAAAUUUUCUACGAUUAGCUGGUUUGUUGAUAAGAGUCGCACCACGUGCUGUAAGACGAAAGUUUGACUUUGAAUUCCAUCCAGAACAGCUACAACAAUUUUUGAGAGAAAAACGAGGCAAGAUAGAUGACCUAAGACGUAACAAGAGAGUAAUUACAUUGGCACAGUAUGAUUUAUUAUAUCCUAGAGGCUCUACAGGAGUAUUAUCAGACAUGUUUGAUGUAUCAUUAAUGGCAUGUUUACUCAGACAUUUCACAGAUCUAGACAUCCAAGAAAGUCUUCCAGUGAAAAUAAACCAUUCUGUUGCUGCAGAUAUUUCCAGGAUAAAAUUUUACAGAAACUCCAUUGUUCAUUCUGACAGCGGUAAAGUCGACGAAGACAAGUUCUUGGAGAUUUGGAACUGUGUGACUGAGGCAAUACUCAGGCUAGCACCAGAAAUGAAGCAAGAGAUUGAUGCGUUGAUAAGUUCAUCGUUAACUAAUGUCACUGAUAUCAUAGAUUGUAUACGGCUUGAGAAACAGUUAAAAAAAACAAAUCAGCAUAUGGUAACAAUCAACAAGAAAUUAGAGACGCUAGAAAUAGAAAAAAAUAAUAUAACAGAAAUACAACAACGAACUUUGAAAGAAUGGAGAAAUAAUGGCAAAAAAUACAUUCCUACCUCAGCAACAAUGUUUAUACUAGAAUCAUUAAACAAAACGACGGGUGUUAUUAUUACUGGAUCUCCAGGCUGUGGAAAAUCUGCAGUCGCUCAUCAUGUAGCAUUGGAAUUAGAAAAGGAGAAAUACGAUAUAAUUCCUUGUGAUGAUCCUUCAGGAAUCAUUAUGCAUUUUACAAAAGAUAAAUUCCAAGUUUUUGUAAUUGAUGACGUUUGUGGUAAAUUCUCUCUUAAUCAACAAAAAGCAGAAGCAUGGGAGCAAAAAGAUUGCAAAUUAAGUAUGCUAAUUGAGUCUUGUAAUCUGAAUGACGACGAUGACGAAAAUGAUAGCAAAUCAACCACGUUGAUAUUGCAUUCCUGGCAAAUCGUCACAACAGCAUUAUCGGCAACCUGCCUUAAUGGUCACACUGAGGUUGCUCAACUGUUAUUAGACAACAAAGCAGAUAUCAACAGUAGAGAUACUUAUGGACAAACUGCUUUACAUUCAGCCUGCCAAAAUGGACACACAGAAACUGUGAAAAUAUUGAUGGAAUUUGGCAUGAAUGUCAAUCAGAAAAAUAAAAAUGGUAGAACACCACUGUAUGUUGCCUGUAAACAUGGUUGUUAUGAUACAGUGAAAUACCUACUUGAUUUAAACGACCAAGCAUUAAUAAGUCGUGUAGAUACAACAAUAAAAAACGACAAAGGAUUUUCAGUUUUACAUAUAGCAUGUUUCAAAGGACAUUUAGAGGUAGUAAAGUUAUUGAUUGACGUUGGUAUGAAUCUUAAUGAUACAACAACAAUCAAUGUUACACCACUAUACAUGGCUUGUUAUAAUGGUCAUUAUGAAACAGUGAAAUACUUACUUCAUUUAAACGGCAAAACAUCAAAUAGUCGUGUUGAUACUACCAUUAAACAGAAAGAUGGAUUGUCAAUUUUACAUAUAGCAUGUUUCAAAGGACAUUUAGAGGUAGUAAAGUUAUUGAUUGACGUUGGUAUGAAUCUUAAUGAUACAACAAAUGCAGGUUCUACACCACUUCACAUGGCUUGUCAGAAUGGUCAUUAUGAAACAGUGAAAUUCUUACUUGACUUAAAUCGCCAAGUAUUAAAUAGUCGUGUCGAUACUACCAUUAAACAGAAAGAUGGAUUUUCAGUUUUACAUAGAGCAUGUUUCAAAGGACAUUUAGAGGUAGUAAAGUUAUUGAUUGACGUUGGUAUGAAUCUUAAUGACACAACAAAUGCAGGAUAUACACCACUAUACAUGGCUUGUCAGAAUGGUCAUUAUGAAACAGUGAAAUACUUACUUGAUUUAAACGGCCAAACAUUAAAUAGUCGUGUUGAUACUUCCAUAAAAGAGGAAGAUGGAUGGUCAGUUUUACAUAUAGCAUGUUUCAAAGGACAUUUAGAGGUAGUAAAGUUAUUGAUUGACGUUGGUAUGAAUCUUAAUGAUACAACAACAAUCAAUUUUACACCACUACACAUGGCUUGUCAGAAUGGUCAUUAUGAAACAGUGAAAUACCUACUUGAUUUAAACGGCAAAACAUUAAAUAGUCGUGUUGAUACUACCAUAAAAGAGACAGAUGGAUUUUCAGUUUUACACAUAGCAUGUUUCAAAGAACAUUUAGAGGUAGUAAAGUUAUUGAUUGACGUUGGUAUGAAUCUUAAUGAUAGAACAAAAAACAAUUCUACACCACUACACAUGGCUUGUCAGAAUGGUCAUUAUGAAACAGUGAAAUACUUACUUGAUUUAAACGACAAAACAUUAAAUAGUCGUGUUGAUACUACCAUUAAACUGAAAGAUGGAUGGUCAGUUUUACACAUAGCAUGUUUCGAAGGACAUUUAGAGGUAGUAAAGUUAUUGAUUGACGUUGGUAUGAAUCUUAAUGAUACAACAACAAUCAAUUUUACACCACUACACAUGGCUUGUCAGAAUGGUCAUUAUGAAACAGUGAAAUACCUACUUGAUUUAAACGGCAAAACAUUAAAUAGUCGUGUUGAUACUACCAUAAAAGAGACAGAUGGAUUUUCAGUUUUACACAUAGCAUGUUUCGAAGGACAUUUAGAGGUAGUAAAGUUAUUGAUUGACGUUGGUAUGAAUCUUAAUGAUACAACAACAAUCAAUUCUACACCACUACACAUGGCUUGUCAGAAUGGUCAUUAUGACAUAGUGAAAUUUUUUCUUGAUUUAAACGGUCCAGAAAUAAAUAGUCGUGUCGAUACUACCAUAAAACACAAAGAUGGAUCGUCAGCAUUACAUCAAGCUUGUUUCAAUGGACAUGCUGAAAUACUAAAGUUAUUGAUUGAUAUCGGUAUGAAUAUUAAUGAAAGAGACAAUUAUGGAAGAACAGCUGUUCACUUAGCUUGUUUGAAGGGACAUGGUGACAUUGUGAAGAUUUUAAAGGAUAAUUGUGCCGAAGUAGAAACACUUGAUAGUGACAGACGUACGCUAUUAAUGUGUGCUAAAGACAAAGGUUAUUCCGAUAUUAUGAAACUUUUGAUAGAAUAA
This is a messenger RNA of Mytilus trossulus (common blue mussel), 3314 nucleotides long. RefSeq names its product ankyrin repeat domain-containing protein 17-like. The coding region runs from base 147 to 3314 and encodes 1055 amino acids. NCBI's taxonomy places the organism in Eukaryota, Metazoa, Mollusca, Bivalvia, Mytilida, Mytilidae. The transcript is spliced from 6 exons. The record is from RefSeq and is a predicted model, not a curated record. Gene Ontology annotation, molecular function: protein binding.